Molecule: messenger RNA, 1452 nt
Organism: Penicillium concentricum
Lineage: Eukaryota; Fungi; Ascomycota; Eurotiomycetes; Eurotiales; Aspergillaceae
Product: bZIP transcription factor
Exons: 2
Coding region: 1-1452 (483 amino acids)
Biological process (GO): regulation of DNA-templated transcription
Molecular function (GO): DNA-binding transcription factor activity
Source: RefSeq, a predicted model, not a curated record
AUGCGUAAUAUUUCACUGUCAGAUUCAACCCUUUCUGCGGAGGAUUUAUUGCCUUCUACCUACCUUUUGCAGGGACACAGUCUGCAAACAUCUGACUUCGGGGAAGGACCAUCAGGGCACAACAUAAUUUCGCCAGGAACUAGAAAUAGCGAUCCCGAGAGAAACCAUAAUCCGUCUGGUCCAUAUGAACAGCUUGGACAAACACAGGGGCAAAAUCUUCUGCGCAGUUCGCAAAGUGCCAAGGGAUCAUCACGCAAGAAACGCGGAAGACCGCGAAAGGACGACAAUGACCAGACCGAGGAACUUCCCGCAGAUCGACGUCGGGCGCAAAUACGAUUGGCACAACGUGCCUAUCGCACCCGCCAAGAGGGCGCACUUUUGAAAUAUGAGGCCCGGAUCACUCAACUGGAGACAGGCAUGAAAAAGAUGAAUGCAGCUAUCAGUUCAUUCGGACAGAAUUUAGGAGAAACUGGAAUUCUGGCUACACACCCAGAUCUCCAUGCUCAUAUUCGCAAUAUCCUAGAGACAUGUAAUAAUGUUUCGGAGGAAGCUGGUUUAACCACGGCACAAGAUCAGGUGCCCUAUUCUACCGCCGAGGGAGGCUCGACGUCGUCAUGUGUGCCGCAAAAACAAGGACAAGAGCACCUAUCCUCAUCUCUAGCUCCAUUGUAUUCACCUCAUCGAUCACCGGUAAUUACAUUGCUUAACCCGUCUCCGUGGUCCACGAUCGGUGAUCCCCCAAUGCCAUUAGGCCCCGCCUCGCCGCUUCUGUUCGACAUUCCCACCACCUCUGUUGUUGAGCUGUCACAGUUUAUCCGUCAGCUUCGUCUGGCGUGCGCAUAUCACGCGUAUAUUUCUUUACGCAAUUCAUCGGUCAGAUUGGAGGAUCUCAGAAGGAAGUUUCGGUUCCUUCUCAGCAUUUUGACUCGCGAGGAACUCACAUCCUAUUUUGAAGCCUCGGUACAGGCUCGAAUCUAUCCGGAGCGUAUGACGAAGUGGCAGGCGCUUCCAUUCUUUGCCGUUGGUGGAGCCGGUACUCAUUAUAUCUCCUCUUCACCAUCUGUCUCAAAUUCCCACAAUGCUUCUCAGGGGGACUACAAUCAACCCUCAAUUCGGGAGAACCCUUUAACCGAAUUCUCCCCGGAGGUUCAAGAACAAAUGGAUGGAAAGUGGUUUGAUAUUCGAGAUCUCGAAGGAUUUCUCCAGGAGAGGGGGGUUCAUUUUAUCGGCAGAGCUCCUGGCAGUUCUACGGAGGCACGACGGGGCGUAUCAAUGCAAGCCGCAAGCCCCGUGCAUUUGAUUAAAAGUAAGACCAUUGCCGCAUUGAACCAACUUCCUGAAUUAAUCUCAUCACCUAUAGGUUUGGUAGAUAUGUGCAUUUGCCUUGGUCGCUCGCCCGGAUGGCGGCCUCUCGAUGUGGAGAAAGCUCUUCGAAUGUCUUUGUGGGCAUGA